GUGCCCGCCUCUUCUCUCUUCUCCUCCCCUCUCCUCUCUCUCCUCCCUGGCUUGCAUGCACAGCAACAGCCAUGGCCGAGGACAAGCUCUUCAAGGCCGAGUAUGCAAAGAGCGGGCGCGCCUCCUGCAAGAAAUGCGGCGAGAGCAUCGCCAAGGACUCUCUGCGGCUCGCGAUCAUGGUGCAGUCGCCCAUGUUUGAUGGCAAGGUCCCGCACUGGCACCACUACUCCUGCUUCUGGAAGCGGACGAGGGUGGGGGCUCCGGGAGAGGUGGACGGGCUGUCCGACCUGCGGUGGGAAGACCAGGAGAAGAUCCGCAAGUCCGUGGAGACCGGUGGGGGCGGCGCAGGAGGGAAGGGCGGCGAGGCGGGGGAGAAAACCCUGGCUGACUUUGCCGUGGAGUACGCCAAGUCCAACCGGAGCACGUGUAAAGGGUGCGGCGCCAAGAUCGAGAAGGAUAAGGUGCGCCUCUCCAAGAAGAUGAUGGACCCGGAGAAGCCUCAGCUGGGGAUGAUCGAUCGCUGGUACCACCCGGACUGCUUUGUGUUCCGCAGGGCCGAGCUGGCCUUCCUGCCCACCCACAGCGCCACCCAGCUCCGCGGCUUCAGCAGUCUCUCCGCCGACGACAAGGCUACCCUCAAGAAGGAUCUUCCGGCAAUCAAAACCGAAGGGAAGAGGAAAGGGGACGAAGCUGACGGGGAAACGACCGGGAAGAAGAAGAAGAAGAAAGAUGAGAAACUGGCAAAGCAGGAGAAGGAGCUGAAGGAGCAGAGCCAGCUGAUUUGGGGCAUCAAGGACUCCCUGAAGAAAAGCUGCUCCACCAAUGACCUGCGGGAGCUGCUCAUCGCCAACGGACAGGAGAUCCCAUCCGGGGAGUCCGCAAUUGUGGAUCGGGUGUCGGACGGGAUGGCUUUCGGGGCCUUGCAGCCCUGCGGGCAAUGCCAGGGGCAGAUGGUGCUGAAGGACGAUGCCUACACCUGUACCGGGAACAUCACCGCCUGGACCAAGUGCAGCUUCACCACCCAGAGCCCCCAGUGCAAGGACUGGAUCACCCCCAAGGAGUUCCACUGCGUCGCCUACCUGAAGAAGUUCAAGUUCAAGCGGCAGGGCCGGAUCUUCCCGCCGGAGCCUCCGGCAGCCGAUUGCCGGCCCGGUGACACCGACACUCCCUCGGCUGCGGCAGGCCCGCCGCUGACCAACCUGAAGGUUCUUCUGGUGGGGAAACUCUCGAAGAACAAGGAGGAGCUGAAGAGCCUGGUGGAGGAGAUGGGCGGCAAGACCACUACCUCUGCGAACAAGGCCCAGCUCUGCGUCAGCUCCCAAAAGGAGGUGGACAAGAUGAGCAAGAAGAUGGAGGAGGUGAAGGCGGCCAGCGUCAGGGUAGUAUCUGAGGACUUCCUCCUGGACCUGCGGUCGGGGAAGGGGCUCCCGGACCUGCUCUCCGCGCACGCUAUCUCCCCCUGGGGCGCCGAGGUCUCCAAGCCGCCGGCUGCUGCCGCCGCGGCCAAAUCCGCCGGGAACAAGGCAGCAAAGAACGCCAGCAGCAAGGUCAAGCAGGAGGAAGGUUCUGGCAAGUCAGAGAAGAAGAUGAAGUUGACGGUGAAAGGAGGGGGAGCCGUGGACCCCGACUCGGGUAAGUGGGCAAAUCCAGGCCCAGGCUCUGGCCUGUGGGGUCGUGGGGUCACUGCCCGGAGAUGGGGGAAGGCCAUUUGGCCCUUCGCUUUUAUGCUGGCUAAAGACAGGAGAGAUGCUGCCUCCCCACUCCAGAGACCCCGGUUCGAUCCCGACCUCGGGUGCUGUCCGUGUGGAGUUUGCGGCUACAGCUCAGGGUGGGGGCUGUCGGACUUCAAAAGGGGAGAGACACCUGAUAUGAGCACAGGUCCAUCGCUGAUUUUCCGGCACCCUUGGGUCCAGAGCCUUGUCGGUCUGCCGGUCGCGGCCCCCGAGAGGAGCCUGAUGGUACGGGAACAGUCCGGCAGGGAGCCAGGAUACCGGCCCACAAAGCCGGCUCCCGGCGGGCCACAGUUCCAGAGGCCCGGCUGCAGGGUGGAAUGUUCAAUCCGCCGAUGGACUGCAGAAGUCCCGAUGAGGUUGAGAUCGGCCGUCCGCACUACCCAGGCGCCACGUUUCCGGGAUUUCAAUGCGCUCUCGUACUGGGUGUUCCGCUCCUGGGGCCGGGUGGGCACCACCAUCGGGGGCAACAAGGUGGAGAAGAUGUCGUCGCGGGAGCACGCGGUCGACCACUUCCUGGGCCUGUACGAGGAGAAGACGGGCAACGCCUGGCAGUCCAGCAACUUCACCAAGUACCCCAACAAGUUCUACCCGCUGGAGACCGACUACGGGCAGGACGAGGAGGCGGUGAAGAAGCUGACGGCCAGCUCGGGCACCAGGUCCAAGCUGGAGAAAGCAGUCCAGGAACUGAUCCGCGCCAUCUUCGAUGUGGAGAGCAUGAAGAAGGCCAUGGUGGAGUUUCAGAUCGACCUGCAGAAGAUGCCCCUGGGCAAACUGAGCAAGAGGCAGAUCCAGAGCGCUUACUCCAUCCUCAACGAGGUUCAGCAGGUUGUUGCCAGUGCUGGGCCCGACUCUCACAUACUGGACCUGUCCAACCGCUUCUACACUCUCAUCCCGCACGACUUUGGCAUGAAGAAGCCCCCCCUGCUCAACAACGAGGCCUACAUACAGGCCAAGGCGCAGCUGCUGGGCAGUCUGCUGGACAUAGAGGUGGCCUACAGCCUGCUGACGGGAGGCCUAGACGACGAGGCCCAGGAUCCCAUCGACAGCAACUAUGAGAAGCUGCACACGGACCUCCAGGUGGUGGAUAAACACACGGACGAGGCCAAGAUCAUCACGGACUACGUGAAGAACACGCACGCCGCCACCCACAACCAGUACCACCUCGAGGUGUUGGAGAUAUUCCGUGUGCGGAGGGAGAGUGAGGAACAGCGCUUCCAGCCCUUCAGUGAGCUGCACAACCGCCAGCUGCUGUGGCACGGUUCCCGCACCACCAACUUCGCCGGCAUCCUGUCCCAGGGGCUCCGCAUCGCCCCCCCAGAGGCCCCCGUGACGGGCUACAUGUUUGGGAAGGGGGUCUACUUUGCCGACAUGGUGUCCAAGAGUGCCAACUACUGCCACACGUCGCAGGCUGAGCCCGUCGGACUGGUCCUGCUGGCCGACGUCGCCCUGGGCAACAUGCAUGAGCUGAAGCGGGCUAGCCACGUCACCAAGCUGCCCAAGGGCAAGCACAGCGUGAAAGGCGUGGGCAAGACGGCCCCGGACCCUAGCGCCACCAUCAAGCUGGACGGAGUGGAGGUGCCGCUGGGCAAAGGGAUGCAGACACCGGCUGCAGACUCCAGCCUACUGUACAACGAGUACAUUGUCUACGACGUGGCUCAGGUCAACAUCAAGUACCUGCUGCGGUUGAACUUCAAGUACAAGACCUCCCUGUGGUGAAGGCUCUCAGUUCCACCCCACGCCCCCGGGCUGGGGAGGAGAGGGAGCGGCUGUGACACAAGGCCCUGCUCCCAUGUAGCCACUGAACCAGGGAAGUGGGGCGGGGUGGGGGGAGGGUCAGAAGAAUCUUCCCCUCCCUGCCUCCUCCUCCCCAACCCCAAUCCCAGAACUCGAAGCUGAUAAAAAGCCAUACAUACGCAAGCAUUGAUUUAGAUUUUUAAACGCAAAUAAUAAAUGCUGCAGUUUAUUUGGCUCGGGUGACGGUGGACUAUGAAGGAGGCUUUGUUGUUAGUGUAAACUGUUCGGACUUUUGGUUUACUUGUGGGAAACUAUUGACGGGGGAACGGGACUGAUUGGCAAGUCAGACCUGACCAGGGGCUGCAAACCUUUGCAUUCACUCCCAUCUUUGGUUGCCUUCUGUUGAAGGGAGAUUCUCUCUCUUCCUCUCCCCUCAUUUCUUUUCCUUCAGGUUUGUUGAUUUCCCCCCAUCCCCCCCCCUUUUUUUAUAUGUUGUGAAAAAUAAAAGGAUGGCUUGAACUGACA
Messenger RNA from Leucoraja erinaceus (little skate), 3992 nucleotides. It is a transcript of the gene parp1, whose product is annotated as poly (ADP-ribose) polymerase 1. The record is from RefSeq and is a predicted model, not a curated record. Bases 72 to 3449 code for a protein of 1125 amino acids. NCBI's taxonomy places the organism in Eukaryota, Metazoa, Chordata, Chondrichthyes, Rajiformes, Rajidae. The transcript has 23 exons. Gene Ontology annotation, molecular function: zinc ion binding; DNA binding; NAD+ poly-ADP-ribosyltransferase activity.